Messenger RNA from Lathyrus sativus (Indian pea), 339 nucleotides. The record is from the annotation of a GenBank genome assembly. NCBI's taxonomy places the organism in Eukaryota, Viridiplantae, Streptophyta, Magnoliopsida, Fabales, Fabaceae.
AUGAAGGUUCAAUUGGAGACAGUAGUGAGUGCAGAAUAUCAAGGCACGAGUUGGAAAGAAAGUGAUCCAUCAAUUUUUCUUAUGAAUAUUUUAAGAACUUUACAAGGAGAGUACAAAAUUAUUAAUGGUUAUGGUCCAGAUAAAGCUCCUGAAGUCUUAAGAGAUCAUUGGAGUUCAUACAUAACAGAAGAUGAUUUCAAAUUCAUAUCACAAAAUGGGUGGAAUGCUUUCACAUGGGCACAAAACCAUGGGAUAAAAGUGAUUGUGGACUUGCAUGCAGUGAAAGGUUCUCAAAAUGGAAAUGAACAUAGUGGGACAAGAGAUGGAUAUAUAGAAUAG